GUGAUUUCCUUAUUCAAACAAGCCGUACAAGUUCAUAUCUGAAUGUUGGCACAGAGUCAUCGAAAGAGGGAAACGAGCAAACGGAGCUAUUUUCUCGGCGUCGAUCAAUAGAUUUUGUGGAAGAUCAUACCUGGUUUUCUUCUAGUUUCGCAGAUUUUCCAUUUCGGGUGAUUUUGGGUCGAUCAUACAAAUUACAAGCCAUGGACAAGUCGAAUGGUUUAGAUUUUAUCUACCAGAUGUUUCCAGCAGAAGCAACUCUUCUUGACGUUGAGCCACUUAUGCAUAACAUUCACAAUGAGAUUCGGCGGAUUGAUGCUACCAUACUUGCUUCUGUUCGUCAACAGGAACUCGAUCUCUUAUAAGAUACAAGAGAUAAAGAGAGUUCAAGACAUAUGCCGUGACAUUAAGAAGUUAGAUUUUGCAAAGAAGAACAUAACCACGGCGGUCCGGUCACUGCCCUUCAUCGCCUCACAAUGGUUCACAAUGGUUGUCUCUGCGGAUGAACAGCUUCAGGUGAUGGCGUCAAAAAGGCAAUACAAGGAGGCAGCUGCACAACUAGAGGGUCUUACGAAAGCAGAGCAGGACAAUAUACUUGAUGUCUUUAAAAAUCAUGGACCAAUAUCCACGCAGCUCUCAGUUGCAGCGGCAAUGCCACAACCACCUGCACCGCCACUGGCGAUAACUAAUCCGGCUGCACUGCACCCUUUGGUUUGAUAGCAAACAGCGAGGAUGUGUUAACCAGAAGGAGCUGUUCUUGGCAGAAGAGCUGCAACCACUAGCUUUAGGAAGUUCUUUGCUCUCACUGAAGCUGCUAAAGAUCGUCCCUUCUUCAAUGCAUGAUUUGUUCCUACUCUUUUGUGUGUUUUUUUUAAAAAAAAUUUAUAUGAGCUCAUUUCAAAGCAAUCGAAUUAAAGAGUAUAUAUUUAUAUGAUGAAAAUGUUA
Eutrema salsugineum is the source of this 942-nucleotide messenger RNA. RefSeq names its product vacuolar protein sorting-associated protein 53 A. The record is from RefSeq and is a predicted model, not a curated record. Gene Ontology annotation, cellular component: GARP complex. NCBI's taxonomy places the organism in Eukaryota, Viridiplantae, Streptophyta, Magnoliopsida, Brassicales, Brassicaceae. The transcript is spliced from 6 exons. Gene Ontology annotation, biological process: retrograde transport, endosome to Golgi. Bases 295 to 714 code for a protein of 139 amino acids.